AUGUCCGCCUCAAUGACAUGUAAGCCCCAACAAGCCGGCUUCUUCAGCCGGUUUCGUCGCAACGACUCCGUCAUGGGCUCACCGACAGGCUCUGCUACGCCUUCCCUCGCGCCCUCUCUCGCAUCCUUGAGUCAGGACAACGACAACCUGGCUGCGACCAACACUCGCCUACAGAACCGCAACCAAGAGUUGAUGCAGCAGUCUGAACUCAACCAACUGCUUUUCCAGCAAACCUCCGAAGAGCUCACAGCGAAGGAGAGAGAACUUGUGACGCUGAAAGAGAGGUUGAGCUCUAAUGCUGAAGCUACGAAUGAGACUAUUCAGGCUCUUGGAGAGCAGCUCCAGACUCUGACUGAGCAACUGGCGGAAUUGCAGGACACCAAUACUUCGCAUGAGGCUCAACUAGCUGAUUCCGAAGAGCAGCAACACCAGCUCUCCUUAGAAGCUGCCCAUGUGCAGUCCCCGACCCAAGAAGACGUCGACGACUUGAUCUGGGCUAAGCUCCAAGACAAGAACAAGACCAUCCACUUCCUGCGUUGUCGCCAGGCCAAGUCUGAUAAGCGUAUCCAGAAGCUGCAGGAGCGUCUGGAGGUUGAGCAGAGUGUGGGGAGGGAUUGGGUUGAGACGAUUAUGAUGGUUAAUAUGAAGGUUAGGGCGAGGGCGAAGGCGGAGGAUGAUGCUGAUGCUAAGGUGUAG
Molecule: messenger RNA, 696 nt
Organism: Alternaria ethzedia
Lineage: Eukaryota; Fungi; Ascomycota; Dothideomycetes; Pleosporales; Pleosporaceae
Exons: 1
Coding region: 1-696 (231 amino acids)
Source: RefSeq, a predicted model, not a curated record